This is a messenger RNA of Paramacrobiotus metropolitanus, 1379 nucleotides long. RefSeq lists its product as uncharacterized. Lineage: Eukaryota; Metazoa; Tardigrada; Eutardigrada; Parachela; Macrobiotidae. The coding region runs from base 1 to 1374 and encodes 457 amino acids. The transcript is spliced from 7 exons. The record is from RefSeq and is a predicted model, not a curated record.
AUGAAUUCUGACGGCUUGCAUGACAUCGCUGCCGCAACAAACGACAAGAUGCGAACGUUUAGCCGGGUAGCAAUCCUGACCAUGGAAGAUGAGUUAAUGAAUAUUGACAACAAUGUAUUCGCGCUUUUGGAAAAAGCCCAGCAAAGAGCUUCUAAAGGAGUACGAAAAUUGCUAACCUUUGGCGAAGACGGUUGUAGCGAACUGACUGGUGCGGUCAACGACAAGUACAAAAUCAUUAAGAAAGAGAUCUUAUCAUUGGGAAUGGUCACCUGCACCCACAGAACUGCAACUUUAUACUCGAUUCUUUCGUCUGUUGGAGACUUGAUUGCUCAAAAGGUCACUUGCGAGUACGAUAAGGAGGAGGCGCUUCGCUGUCUGCUUCGGCAUAUUGCAAAAGCCGCUCCAUAUCAAACUGCAUCAGAAGAAUGCCAGUCGACGCGUGCGCCUGGAGUACAAAUUCUUGACCGAAGCAACGAAUUAGCCAAAGAAAGUUUUGCGCAGAUGAUAGAAGCAUUGCGCAAAACAACAGACGCCGCUAAGUUUGAGGACAGUACAAGCGAUGUGCUGUGCCUUGCCAUUCGGAAAGACAUGUUUCUUGAUGCUACUAAAGAAGAGCCGCUGCUACAGCAUCGCUGGUGUAUUGACAAGAUUGCUUGGACUGAUACGCAGCACCAGGUUAAUCUAAAGGGAUUGCGGAAGCGUUGCUUGAUUUUGCCACGUGAACAUUUCACUCCAGAGCAACUUGCAAAAAUCGAUGGCACCGGUGGGGCGCACUCCACCGCUGAUAGCGCACCAGAACCCACCCCGUCGAGCAGUUCUGCUGCACUCUUAGCUGAAGCGACAUCUGACACGGAUCCCACACAAACAGUCGGCGACAAAUACUUUGAUGCGCAAUCAAGAAAGCGUAAGAGCAAGCCAGUUGAACCAUGUGAGAGUGAUACGCAAAAUGCAGUCACCGAACUUCCGCUUCCUAUUAGCGCUAGCGAUUUUAUCCCAUUAUCCAGCAGCACUCCGAAAAAAUCUACUGAAGAAGUGAGAGGUGGAGACCGUGCUAACAAAAAGGCUCGAUCCUUUUCGGCUUAUCUGGUUUCUGAAGAUGAUCCAGAAGCUACGAAGCGUGCCAUCCAGCACCGUUAUGAAAAUUCUAGCAAAGAUGACAUGAGCGUUUGUGAACAGAGCAACAUCAUCAAAUGCGCUAAGUGUCAUGCGGUCCUUAUUCCGGGUGAUCCGAACAAACCAUGGUUGCACUGUACGGUAUGCAAACACGCAUUUCAUCACAUCUGCGCAUCCUAUGUGUCACCUCGUGUGACCCGAUCCGGAAAACCGCCACCGACUAAGAAUGCCUGGAAAUGUCCUUUCUGCUCUAAGCGCUAACAUUU